This is a messenger RNA of Dentiscutata erythropus, 178 nucleotides long. Lineage: Eukaryota; Fungi; Glomeromycota; Glomeromycetes; Diversisporales; Gigasporaceae. The record is from the annotation of a GenBank genome assembly.
UCCUCUAAAUUGUAGUCUUUUGGCUUCAUUUAAGGAUUCGACUAAUGUUUCGAUUGCGAAUACUAUUUCAUCUUUCUUUAAUGAACUUUUAGCUGAUUGCAAUUGUGCUUUAUUAAAAGUAACAGGAAUGGAUCGAGUAGGUCCAGGACUAAUUAAGCCAAACUUUCCUUUAAUAUAG